Messenger RNA from Sodiomyces alkalinus F11, 2295 nucleotides. Its product is annotated as cysteine proteinase. The record is from RefSeq and is a predicted model, not a curated record. The transcript has 2 exons. Lineage: Eukaryota; Fungi; Ascomycota; Sordariomycetes; Glomerellales; Plectosphaerellaceae. Gene Ontology annotation, biological process: protein deubiquitination. Bases 1 to 2295 code for a protein of 764 amino acids. Gene Ontology annotation, cellular component: nucleus; cytosol. Gene Ontology annotation, molecular function: cysteine-type deubiquitinase activity; cysteine-type endopeptidase activity.
AUGAAUUCCCAAAGAGCUCACUCGGCACUGUACAACGAUCCCUACUCAUCCAAGUCCUUCUAUGCCGGGCAGGAUCUGAAGGAUAGGCUUCUACAGCCCACCGUCCUCGUUUCCAUCGCUGCCCUUCUAGUAACCUCGCUGCUCUGGACUUCGUCCGCCCGCCUCGACAUCCUCUGGGACGCCUUCGUGUUCGUCGUCCCCUACCGAGCUCUCUAUACUAUCGACAACUUGCUUCACCCCCCCUUGGUCCCUCGACCAAUGCUCCAAGGUCCCGCGAGGACCCAUGCCGCCAAAAGCGCACUCAUGCAGAGGGUACUAGGCUUCGACAGACCGGGCGGAGGCGUCAUGGGCACCGUGACCCAGGCCGGACAGAGGGGGCUCGCAUCCUUCUCGGGCGCCAUGAUGGCCCUGAAAGGUGGUUCGGACCGGCCCCCCGGCCUGGGCAAUCUGGACAACUCGUGCUACCAGAAUAGUAUCCUCCAAGGCCUCGCAUCCUUGAAGCCGCUACCGCGCUACCUCUCCGAUCAGCUUCGACACAUCGAGCUCGAUGCCGCCAACCAGAAGAAGUAUCACGCCGCGGUCACACUACGCACCCUGAUCGCCGAUCUCAACGACGCAUCGAACCACGGGAGGACGCUAUGGACACCCGGUUCUCUCAAGAAUAUGAGCACAUGGCAGCAGCAAGAUGCGCAAGAAUACUACUCGAAGCUGCUGGACGAGAUCGACCGGGAGAUCGUCAAGGCGGCCCAGUCAAAUAAUAAGAAUAGCCUCCCACGUCUCGAGUUGAAAGCAGCAGUCACAGACGAACCCACCUCCGUGGAUGACACGACUGCGAGCCAACACAGCGACGACAGCGGCUAUCAGAGCAUCUCGGUCUCCUCCACGACCGAGUCCUCGGCACCCAGCGUAUCGCACAACCCUCUCGAGGGCCUGGUUGCACAGAGAGUUGCCUGCGUCCAAUGCGGGCAUUGCGACGGGCUUUCCAUGAUCCCUUUCAAUUGCCUGACUCUCAGCCUGGGGCUGAACUCUGCAGAGCACGACCUGUUCGAGCUGCUGGACGCCUACGCCCACAUCGAGUCCAUCGAGGGCGUGGAGUGCGGCAAGUGCACGCUCCUCAAAAUGCGACGCCUCUUGAACACCCUCCUCGUCCGGGAGCGCGCGUCCGGCACGAGCCGUGAGACGAUGGGCCAGCACGGCGCGAGGAUGGCGGCGGUGGAGGAUGCCCUGGACCGCGACGACUUUGAGGACAAGACCAUCACGGACAAGUGCCAGAUCCCCCCGAACCUCAAAGUGACGUCGACCAAGACGAAGCAGACGGUGAUUGCGCGGCCACCGCAAAGCCUCGUCAUCCACAUGAACCGGUCUGCGUUCGAUGAGAAUACGGGGUACAUGUGGAAAAACAGCGCUGCUGUGAGGUUUCCUCUUCUUCUGGACCUCGGCCCAUGGUGUCUCGGUAGUGCGGGCACAUUCAAGAGGGUAGAUGACCAGGGUGAGGGCGAGGGCGAGGGUCAGGGCGAGGGCGAGGGCAAAGGGCCCCUCCCGGUGGUGGUGCCUGCCCACCCAGACAGGGAAGAGUGGCUCCUCAGACCUCGCGUCUCCAUGGUGGCGGGAGAUAGAGGCCAAUCCAAGAUCACCGGGCCUUUUUACGAGCUGCGGGCGGUGAUCACACACUACGGCAGACAUGAAAACGGGCAUUACGUCUGCUACCGCAAGUUCCCUCGCUCCUCACCCCCCAAGGCGACGAAGCCGAUGGAGGCCGCGAAGUCAAGGGAAUCUGUCAGGAAUGAAUCGGAAGAGCCGGGCGAUGCAAGUGACCAAGAUAGCGGCAACGAAGCAGAAGCCGAGACGGAGUGGUGGCGGCUCAGCGACGACACGGUCUACAAGGUGGACGAAGAGACGGUUCUCGCGCAGGGGGGCGUGUUCAUGCUGUUCUACGACUGCGUCGACCCUGCUAGCGCCCUGACAUCACAGGUGCAGGUGAAAAGAGGCGCUGGGGCACGGAGAGAAAGACACCAUACGGUGAUGGCCUCUUCAGAGAAGGUGUUGUCGUCGUCACCGGGUGAAGAGGCCAUGACUGGGAAUGAUGACGGUAGUUCGACAUAUACUUCCGUCGAGGAGGAAGUCCGGCCCGCGGACAGACCGGAGGAGGCAGCAACUCCCGUGCCACAGGCUGAAAGCCAUACAUCCGGUAAGGACGGCCCCAGCCGUGCACCGCCGGCCUCUGACGCCAAUAGCGGAACUGAGAAUGUUGCGGCGGCUGAGACGAUCGCGUCCAGAGAGGCAGAGGCAGCUUAA